Microcebus murinus (gray mouse lemur) is the source of this 1173-nucleotide messenger RNA. The record is from RefSeq and is a predicted model, not a curated record. Lineage: Eukaryota; Metazoa; Chordata; Mammalia; Primates; Cheirogaleidae.
CACGCCUGGCGUGGUGGACGAGGAAGGGACUCGGACUUCCACGGCAGUGGGAACACCACGAAAAACCGAAGGUAUAUCAAGGUGUCCGCGUGAAGAUCACGGUGAAGGAGCUGCUGCAGCAGAGAAGGGCACACCAGGCAGCCUCAGGGGGAACCAUGAGACUGCCAAGGGCACUCAGGAGGUGGCAGCAGCAGAACCACCAAAUAAACCAGCUGUCCGGAGGCAGCAGUACCCACCUUUCAGACCCAGUUGCACCAUCUUCUGCAGGACUGUAUUUUGAGCCUGAACCGAUUUCUUCCACGCCCAAUUAUUUUCAUCCCCGAGACUUUUCCAGUUGUGUUUCUUGUGAAGAAAACCCAGGCUGCCUUGACCAGAUCUUUGAUUCUUACCUUCAGUCAGAGACACACUCGGAGCUCAAUGCCACGCAAAGUGCCCCACAUGGCUAUUUCCCAGAUGGCUUCCAGGCUGCCCCUUUCUGCUUUAACGAGAGCCUGACCCCGGGAUCACCUUCGGAUUCCUCCACUCUCUCUGGCUCCUUAGACUACAGUUACUCACCAGCUCAGCUGCCUUCGUAUGCUCCGGAGAAUUACACCUCUCCCCCUCCUCUGGACACGCGAAACUGUGGCUACCCCUCAGAAGACUACUUCUCCCAUCACUUGCCCUCGCACACCCAGUACAACUGCUUCUCCUCGGCCACCACCUCCGUCUGCUACUGCGCCUCCUGCGAGGCAGAGCACUUGGAUGCCCUCCGAGCAUCAGAGUACUUUCCCUACCCCGGCACAGACUGCCUGGAACUUGCCCCCUCAGCAGCCGCCGCCAGCGAUUUCUAUAAGAGGGAAACAAACUGUGACAUCUGCUAUAGUUAAUAGAAAUUACAGUCAUUUGGAACCUGGCAUGGGUAUAUCUGUUUUUCUACCACAUCUAGAUGACACUUCAAAAUAUGCAACCCGUUAACAAAUAUCACAAGCACCGUCUACAUGUCACCAUUCUCAACUUUCUGAUGCUAACUUAGCCAUAAAUAUGAAGUCCUCAAACCCGGUCACAGUGUCACUCCUACUUUGUAUGCUCACAGUUAAAAUUUUUAUAGGGAACUUUCAAUUGUUUUACUUUUCUGUAUAACGAACAAAUUCUCUCUCUGUCUCUUUUUUUUACCAAUAAAUAAUUUUGUAUUAC